AUGCACACUCUCAAUCCAACCAAUUAUCAAUUUCUUAAUGAUGAAGUGUCACCUUACAUAAACCACUUUAUCACACAACCUAGACCAGGUCCAACAACACCAAACAUCACUCAACAAAACUCUCCACCACCUGCUCAACUAGGACCGGCCCCAACUCCCCCUCAACCGGCCCAAACUUUGCCUUCCACAUCUACUCCACCAAAUAUACCACUUCCUGCUAUUUACCAAUCUACCGUUAGCUCUGACAACAAACCAGUUACGAGGAGCCAACAUGGAAUUUUUAAACCCAACCAAAAAUACAUCAAUCUCCACACCGAAAUCACAAAAUCUCCUAUCCCUCGUAACCCUGUGUUAGCACUAAAAGACCCGAAUUAG
Messenger RNA from Lathyrus oleraceus (garden pea), 375 nucleotides. RefSeq names its product lysine-rich arabinogalactan protein 19-like. The transcript has a single exon. The record is from RefSeq and is a predicted model, not a curated record. NCBI's taxonomy places the organism in Eukaryota, Viridiplantae, Streptophyta, Magnoliopsida, Fabales, Fabaceae. Bases 1 to 375 code for a protein of 124 amino acids.